Molecule: messenger RNA, 1428 nt
Organism: Bombina bombina (fire-bellied toad)
Lineage: Eukaryota; Metazoa; Chordata; Amphibia; Anura; Bombinatoridae
Gene: REELD1
Product: reeler domain containing 1
Exons: 5
Coding region: 1-1428 (475 amino acids)
Molecular function (GO): oxidoreductase activity, acting on metal ions
Source: RefSeq, a predicted model, not a curated record
AUGGAGGAUGGAAUAAAUACCAAGAUUUUCCUCUUUGGAUGGACCUGUAUCAGCCUGUAUUUCAUUUCUUCCACUGCUGCUUUCUCGCAUGGUGCCAGCCUUAGUGCCUGCUCUGACAUGAGACCAAAGCAUAUCCGAGCGCAUCCUCAGAACCCCAAGAAGACCUACAUCACCAUAUACACUAACAGGUCAUUCUAUGUACCUGGAGACAGAGUACCAGUCACUGUAAGGAGCUCAAAGGAUUUCAUGGGCUUUCUUCUUCAAGCUCGCAGAGUAUCUAAUGACCAAGUUGCUGGAUCCUUUGUUUUUAUUCCACCUGGCACAAAGUUACUUCGUUGCUUUGAAGAUGGAGACACCGUGACCCACUCUGACAAGUCCCUGAAGCGAAAUCUGUCUUUUGUGUGGAAGUCACCAGAUCAGCCAGUUGGAGACAUUAAAUUUUUCUUAUCAGUUGUUCAAUCAUAUUUUGUUUAUUGGGCACGGCUUGAAUCAACCAUAGUGUCAGGACAAACCCAAAACAGUACAUUGGUUUCUACAUCAGCAAAUGUGUACACACCUACAUACUCUACAGCUCUGCCAGAGAACCCCAAGCCAAAGAAGACUCAUUUGGUCACAUCACCAACAUACGGAAUCAUAACUGCUAGACCUGUGGCCAAUACAAUAAACUCAUCCUUUGCCAGUCCUGUUGGCACAGACCCUACAAGAAUGUCUGUUGUACAUGGAGUGGUCACCAAGACUACUGACACAAUUCCUACAGAACCAGUGACAUUGUCUUUCAGUAACGGAACAUCUGGACUUGGAACAACUAAACCAUCACUUCAGUCUCACACAGGAUUUACAUCAUCCCCACCUGGACCAACAUUCCCUCCUGAUUCACAGAUUCUAAACACAAACGCAGUUCAAACCACUGAAGAAAUAUUCCAUUAUCCAGAAAGAUCCAACCUAAAGGAGGCACAAAGCAGGAAGUUCUUGCAUUCUACAUCUGUGGAUAAAGGGCAGAUGGUAACCAAAAAAAUUCUGCCUAUUUUUUUAUACCGGCCAGAAGAUGCAACUUUUGUUAAGAAUACUGUUAUUGCAAAUGGAGUGACUUCUUCAUGGGUAACCAAGUCAAUUAAUGAAUUUGUUGUCCCAGGCAAAGGAGGAGAAAACCAAAAUAGGGGCAUGCAUCUUGCCAUGACUCAGCUGGGCAUCUUGUUGGGGUGUUCAGCAGUUUUAGGGAUGGUCCUUGCUGCAGGGCUGCGCUGCAUUCAUGCUCAGUAUUGUCAUAAAAGGACAGAGGUGUCCUUUAGUGAACCAGACAACAAUGUUAUGACUAUGAGAGAUAACAGAGAAAUGAUGCAUUUCAAAAAGGUUCGUGAAAACAGUUUUGUGCUAGUUCAAGCUGAAUAUAACUGGAUAGCUCCAUCAAACAAUGGAACAGCACAGUAG